Molecule: messenger RNA, 885 nt
Organism: Colias croceus (clouded yellow)
Lineage: Eukaryota; Metazoa; Arthropoda; Insecta; Lepidoptera; Pieridae
Product: coiled-coil-helix-coiled-coil-helix domain-containing protein 7
Exons: 3
Coding region: 108-368 (86 amino acids)
Source: RefSeq, a predicted model, not a curated record
GACAGUUCACACUAAAAUCAUGAAAAUAGAAAAAAAAUUGUACACACAUAAAUUUAUAAAUUAAAAUCCCUUUUCCUAUUACACAGAUUACAACAUCUUACAUCACUAUGAAUCGUCUUAAAAAUCCGAAUGCGGAACGAAAUAAUCCUUGCUUGAAGGAACAAGAACAGUCGUAUAGUUGUUUGAAUAAAAAUGGAUUUAAUCAAGAAAAGUGUGAAUUACACUUCGACAAUUAUAAUACGUGUAAAAAGUUCUGGGGAAAAGUAUAUAAAGACAGGAAGGCUAAAGGUCUAACUCCAUACUUGCCGGAAGUAUCUGAGAGAGAAAGCAUCAAACAGGAGUAUUUGAAGAAGGUCUACUUUACCUAAUUUACACUUUAGUAUAAGAGCUGUAAAUAUUUGAAAGGAAUAUAUAAGGAAUUAAGCAGGAAUAUUGCAGUUUUGUUAAUUAUAUGGGCAAUAGUUGUAAUAAAAACUGGGUUGAUUAUUGAUCAGAUUUUCAAUACAAUUGUUCAUACAAUUGCAAUUUGCAAUAAUGAAUGAUUAUAUUGAAACAGUUUUAAAUAACCAUAGUACCUCUUAUUCUUUUUUAAUUUAUGUAAACAAUUUGCACACUAUGGUUUUGUAAUGUGAGAUCUGUUAUAUAAAUACAUACAUAUACAUAGAAAUAUUAUGUUUCACACAACAUUAAUUUAUUAAUAUGAAUUACCAUAUUCAUAACUAAUCCAUUUUCCUAUUACACAGACCAUAACAUCUUAUCACUAUGAAUCGUCUUUAAAAUCCGAAUGCGGAACGAAAUAAUCCUUGCUUGAAGGUAUAUCAGAAAAUACGAUAUUAAAUAAGAAAUUUGUAAUGUUAGAUAAAUAUAUAAAUAUGUUUUGCACAA